Molecule: messenger RNA, 3047 nt
Organism: Pelodiscus sinensis (Chinese soft-shelled turtle)
Lineage: Eukaryota; Metazoa; Chordata; Testudines; Trionychidae
Product: cystine/glutamate transporter-like
Biological process (GO): amino acid transmembrane transport
Cellular component (GO): membrane
Molecular function (GO): L-amino acid transmembrane transporter activity
Source: RefSeq, a predicted model, not a curated record
CUCUGUCUGUUCACUUUCUUCCUGAGGCUGCAGGAUACAGGAUUUCUCUUGCUGAGGGAGGUUAAGGCCAGUGGAGCCUGAUUCCCAGCUUGCUGAGACUUAGCAGUGUGGCUGCAGCAGUGCAAGGGUGAGCUGUGUUGACUGUGGGAUUGAAAAGGACCCCUAUGGUAGCACCUCUUCUUGAGGAAUCCUUGACUUCUCAACGCCCACCCCUGCUCUGAAAUUGUAGAGGCCAUGAGCAAAGCCAAGAAAGAAGAGGAGGCUGUUUUUCUGAGGCAAAAGAUCACUUUGCUGAGGGCUUUUUCACUCCUCGUUGGCAGCAUGGUGGGCAGCGGCAUCUUCAUCUCUCCAAAAGGGGUGUUGAAAAACUCCGGCAACCUGGGUGUCUCCUUAAUUGUCUGGUUUGCCUGUGGCAUUCUCUCUCUGUUUGGCGCUUUGUGCUAUGCAGAGCUUGGAACAAGACUCACAAAGUCUGGAGGACAUUACAUCUAUGUUAUGGAGACAUUGGGGCCUUUGCCAAGUUUCUUGUAUCUGUGGGUUGAGUACUUUGCUAUUUGGCCAGCCAACGUUGCAGUGAUUUCUCUGGCAUUUGGACGCUACAUAUUGGAACCAUUCUUUGCCCCCUGUGGAGCCCCACUUCCUGCUGUGAAGCUUGUAUCUCUCUUGGGGUACUACACAGUCCUCAUCCUGAACUGUUGGAGCGUCAGCUGGACGGCCAGGCUUCAGAUUGUCCUGACCGUCUUCAAACUCCUGGCUCUCGCGCUCAUCAUCGUUCCAGGGAUGAUGCUUCUGGCCCAAGGCCACACUGAAAAUUUCCAGGAUGCUUUCAAUAGUCAGUCACUGGUUUUGGACAAGCUGCCCUUGGCUUUUUAUGCUGGGAUGUUUGCAUAUUCAGGCUGGUUUCAGACGAGCUUUGUGCGAGAAGAACUGGUCCGACCUGAACGAAAUAACCCGCUGGCUGUGAUCGUGUCUGUGCUCACUGUAAUGGUGGGGUACAUGCUCACCAACGUGUCCUAUUAUACAGUUUUGACAGUAGAAGAUGUGUUGGCGUCCCAGGCGGUGGCUGUGAGUUUUGCACAAAAAGCUUUCCAGAGCCUCAUCUCCGUGAUUCCCAUCCUGGUUGCUCUGUCCUGCAUUGGAACCAUAAAUGUGGCAAUCAUUACAUUUUCGAGGACUCUGUUUGUGGCUUCAAGGGAGGGUCAGUGGCCUCCUCUCUUCUCCAUGAUCCACAUCCGAAGGCACACACCCCUUCCAGCCGUCAUGUUAAUGUUCCCAUUGGUUACUGCCAUGGUGUGCUUUGGAGACAUCUACCAGCUACUGAAUUUCUUCAGCUUUUCCCGAUGGCUCUUCAUAGGUCUAGCCACACUUGGGCUCAUCAUCCAUCGUUACCGCCACCCUGAACUGCCCAGUCUCUUCAAGGUUCCUCUCUUCAUUCCUGUCUCCUUCACCAUUAUUUGCCUCUUUGCUGUGACAAUGUCUUUCUACUCAGACCCCGUGUAUAUCAGCAUUGGCUGCGCCAUGGUUUUAAGUGGCUUUCCAGUCUAUUUCUUGGUAGUCAACAGGCCAAUACCUGACUGUUGCCAAGCCACGUUCUAUUAUCUUACAUUCAAACUUCAGGUACUGCUGGAAGUAGUCAGACAGGAAAUCAGGACCUAUUGAAGACCACAUCUUAUUGGAGAAGACACACAGUGGCUUUUCCAAUGGAAGCCACUAGUCUACUUUCUGAUUCUUUAGGCCCUGCUAAGAGAUCAGGAGGCACUCUUAAUUUUGCAGUCAGUGCAAUACAACUAGAGAUGUCCAGAACAAAUAACCUGAAUCCAAGCACUUCUAAGCUUUGGUAAUCGGAAUCUGUAUCGGAAUUUUGCAUCUGUUUCUUUCAUUCUAAACCAAAACUUCACAUCUGACUUUGGGAGGGGUUCAAAAAUCAGGAUUCAUAUUUUGUAGGUUGGUCCAUCUCUCCAUGAGACAAAUGAUUUUUGGUUUCCUAGACCUUGAGUGCUAGCAAGGACAAGGGGAGGAAGAGUGCUUGGUACACAAUCCAAAUAUCAAUUAAAUGGAUGGCUAGGGAAUAGAAAUUCAACUUGCAGAGGGAAGUGCUCUUGAGAUCUGAAAUGGAGUUCUAAGGUUAAAUUAGAGCGAGAGCGAGCUACUUAAGAGAAGCAGAGGGCUAGGUGAACUUCCAUUCUCCUUUCAUUGGGCUUGGAUAAAAUGAUCUUUGGGAUUUAAAGUUCAGUAGUUCUUUGGAAAAGGACUCAAACAUGCCUUGAUAUGUCUCAGGGAUUUCCAGAUCAAAUUUAUUUGGUUUGCAAGAACAAAACCUGUUCUGUUUUGAUGUAACAGCCCAGGCUGAAAUCUGAAAGUCAACCUUUUUUUCUACUUUUUUGGCAUCAUUACUAGUAAAGAUUUUCCUGGCUAAAUUCCAACCUCAUAUCUGUGCAGACCCGUUGUUGGAUUGCACAGGCAUAAUCCAGUAGAAUAGCAGAACUUGGCCCUGUAAGAGUUUGUCAAGUAACAUGGACAAGAAUUGUUAACAAAACUAGAAUAAACCUCUCUUUCUCUCAUAAUGCACCUAACAGAAUCUUUUGUGACUAAAGCUAGCAUCCAUGACCCUCAAUUCACAUUGGGAGCAGCAGGUCAGAGUAAGGAGGUACAAGGUAUAACUGCAUUUUAAAGGAAUCUCAAAUGUAAGUCAUUGGUGAGUUCAGGUCAGGGAUGUUGAUAAAAAACAUUUAAAUGCAGUGAGAAUAUGCAUAGACAUAAAGGUUUUGAUCCAGCAUAGCAUGUAAACAUCUAUUUUAAUUAUAAGCACAUGCUUAAAUGCUUUGAUGGUUCAGGACCUAAAUGCUCAUUUAAACAAAGCUUCAUAAUAUUUUUUAUUUACAGUGUAAUAUUGAUGUUCCAAAAUUUUGUCCAGGUGCCACAUUAAUCAGAUAUUUAUGAGAACUUUUAAAUGUGUGACUCACAGUGUAGUAGAUGAGACUCACUCAGAGGGGUAGCCAUGUUAGUCUGUAACUGGAAAAACUUAAACAACAAAUAGUUUUGCAACA